AUGAAUAGAAGUCUCGAUAAGGAGAUGUUGCCCCAGGAGGUUGCCAUUGACGCGACCGCCCAGGAUGACUGGGAUAUGCAGCGCCUGGGAAAGACCCAACAGCUCAAGAGGAACUUCCGGUUCUAUUCGAUCUUAGGGUUUACGACCACCUUGAUGGCCACAUGGGAGUCGAUUUUGCUCACGAGUACAUACGGCCUGAUCGACGGCGGUCGGGCUGGCAUGAUCUAUGUCUACAUCGCCUCAUUUGUGGGAUUUUUUUCCGCUGUGAUUUCAAUGGCCGAGAUCGCGUCUAUCUCCCCAACAUCCGGUGGACAGUACCAUUGGGUGAGUGAAUUCGCUUGGCCGAAAUACCAACGGUUCUUGAGCUAUCUCACCGGAUGGCUUUCGGUGCUGGGCUGGCAGGCUGCUUUCGCCAGUAUCUGCUACCUCUGCGGUACCCUAAUCCAGGGACUAUUAGUCUUCAACUACUCGGAUCCCUCCGGGUGGGUGUAUGGGUUUGAACGCUGGCAUGGUACCUUGCUGACCAUCGCCAUCGCCGCCGUGGGAACUGUGGUCAACACCUGGGGCUACAAAAUCUUGCCUCCUCUGGAAGGUGUCAUCCUUGCCAUCCACAUCUUUGGAUUCAUUGCUGUUCUUGUCCCGAUGUGGGUCAUGUCUCCAGGACAGGCCUCCGGAGAGACUGUCUGGAAGGAGUUCACAAACUCCGGCGGAUGGCCGAGCAUGGGCCUCGCCUGUCUGGUGGGCCAACUGACUCCUAUUUUCUCUUGGACUGGCCCGGACGCCGCCACCCACAUGUCUGAGGAGGUCCAGAAUGCUGCCUUGGUUGUACCAUGGUGUAUGGUUUCGACGGCGUUGAUUAACGGCGGCCUCGGUUUCAUCAUGCUAAUCACAUUGCUCUACAACAUGGGCGACAUGAGUGAAGUGCUCUCACCGGCGAGUGGAUUCUCCUUUAUCCCCGCAGUCAACCAUGCGACCGGCUCCGUGGCGGCCACCAAUGGAGUCGCUGCUAUCAUUCUUGUUCUCGAGGUCUGCAGCGCUAUCGGCAUCCUCGCGACAGUCUCUCGUCAGACCUUUGCUUUCGCCCGAGAUGAUGCCCUGCCCUUCUCUAAACAUCUGGCGCAUGUUAAUCGACGCACCCAGGUCCCCGUCUGCUCCGUGUUGGUAUCAACCAUCAUUACUAUUCUGCUGAGCUUGAUCAAUAUCGGGUCGACCGCGGCGUUCAAUGCCGUCGCAUCUGUGAUGAUCGCCGCCCUUUUCACCACAUACAUCUUGCCAAUUGCAGCCAUCAUUCGGGUUCGUUUCCAACCGGGUGGUAUCCCCCGUCGCGCUUUUCGCUUGUGCAUGGCCGCCGAGUAUACCGGGCACCAGUGA
Molecule: messenger RNA, 1371 nt
Organism: Penicillium paradoxum
Lineage: Eukaryota; Fungi; Ascomycota; Eurotiomycetes; Eurotiales; Aspergillaceae
Exons: 7
Coding region: 1-1371 (456 amino acids)
Biological process (GO): transmembrane transport
Cellular component (GO): membrane
Molecular function (GO): transmembrane transporter activity
Source: RefSeq, a predicted model, not a curated record